Merops nubicus (carmine bee-eater) is the source of this 764-nucleotide messenger RNA. Its product is annotated as contactin-4-like. The annotation marks the transcript as partial. The transcript has 2 exons. The record is from RefSeq and is a predicted model, not a curated record. Lineage: Eukaryota; Metazoa; Chordata; Aves; Coraciiformes; Meropidae.
GUGCUGUACAGGUGGAACAGGCAGAGCAGCACGUCUGUCAUCGAGACCAACAGCACCUCGGUGGAGCUGUCCCUGCCUCUGGACGAGGACUACAUCAUCCAGAUCAAGCCCUUCAGCGACGGGGGCGACGGCAGCAGCAGCGAGCAGAUCCGCAUCCCCAAGAUCUCCAAUGCCUACGCCAGGGGAUCUGGCUCAUCCACCUCCAGCGCCUGCACGCUCUCGGCCAUCAGCACGAUAAUGAUCUCGCUCACAGCUCGCUCCAGUUUAUGACAACAGUUCCACAGAGAGGACUUCUUGUUGAUAACCUAAGCAACAUUUAGCUAGUUGUUUUUGAAGACACCCAGUACUAAGUAAUAUUGUGGUUUGAGUACAUCUUACUACUGGAAAAAAAAAUGUUUAUGCUUCUUUAGGAAUGGCAUUAUACAGUACUUCCUCAAAGCAAAUAUAGCUUUGUCUGAAGUUUCCUUGGAAACUCUGCAAUGCACUGAAAACAUCUGUAAUAUGAUGUUACCAAAGCAGUUUACAUAUGUCCUUAUAUGCAUAUUUUUUAUUAUAUAUUUAGUGUUUUAUAGAAUUUUUUAAAGUUAACAUAUGAUGUAGAUAUUGAUUUUUUUUUUCCUCUGCUAUAAAAUGCUCCGGGCGACAUCCUCAUGAAAAUAUCGUUUGGGAUUUUUUCCUUUCUGAUGGGAGAGUUUGAAGUUGUUCUUGGGAAAGGGGCUGGAGCUUCACCCUGCUGCACGAGGCUGAGCUGCUCCAGAUGGGGU